Messenger RNA from Prunus armeniaca (apricot), 657 nucleotides. NCBI's taxonomy places the organism in Eukaryota, Viridiplantae, Streptophyta, Magnoliopsida, Rosales, Rosaceae. The record is from the annotation of a GenBank genome assembly.
AUGGGAUCCAACGUGGAGCUGGUAUGGCCAGAGUCAGAGGCAUAUUCCUCACGGGUGAACAACUGCUCACAUGCAAAUUCAUCCCUAGCUGCAAUUCGAGUGAAGUUGAGUGCCAAACAAUUCAAGACAUCAUGCUUUGGCCAUCUUCUGAAUAUAGAUAAGAUUCAGUUUAGCGGGCAGAUUGUGCAUGGGGUUGUGUUGCGUAGAGUAGCGGGACAGGGUGUGAAAGACUUGGAUGGACUGAGUUUCUUAAUAGGGUGCAACGUUGCUCAAUUCACUCGUCAAGAUUUCUGUUUGAUCACAGGGCUUCGUUUUGGGGAAGUGCCUGAAGUUUCCAGUGGAGAAAGUGAUGAAAUUAGACUUCAUAAAAGAUAUUUUAUAGACGAAGGAAUUACAUGUAAUGCUUUAAAAGAAGCAUUUCUGAGGUGCAUAGAGGAAGAUGACAUCUACAAGCUAGCUCUUGUUUACUUUGUUGAGUUAGUGGUUUUGGGAAGGGACAAGCAUUUGAACAUCAAAAUAAAUUACCAAACCCUUGCAGAGGACUUGGAUGCGUUCAACAGGUAUCCGUGGGGUUCGGUGUCCUUUGACAAAACCCAAGACAAUUUGUCUUCUACACCAACAAAGUAUGUGAAAAGCUUUGAAAAUGAAGAGGGAUAG